CCAUGCUCCAUUAUCAUCAUAAUUCAUCAUUAAUUGCAUAAUCAACGGAGGUUAUGUUUGAUUCUCAAAUUUCCCAACAAAUCUUCUUCUUUGGCAUGGAACUUUGUAAUACUACACACCUACCUUUUUCUUACUCAUGUAUUACUUUAACCAACCAAAAAUUCUCAACUAAGCCAAACACGCCACAAAAAAAAAAAAACUGAACUUACCCAGUAACGUUUCUCUCUCUAUUUAAUCCCAUUUUUCAACUUUUCUUCCUUGUUUCUAUCUUCAGUUGUGUAAAGUUUUCUUCUUUCCAGGUGGGAAAAUUUUCUCCCAGAUGUCGAUCGAGAGGCCUAGGGUUUAUACCCGAGGGCUGGUUUCUAUGCAGAUGAUUAUUCUGGUACUGUAUGUAUUUUAUGUGACCACCAGUGCACAGUCUGCAUCUUCUGAUGCUACAGCAAUGCAGCAGAUUAAACAGAACUUCAAACUAGGCCCAAAAACCGAUUGGUCAAACUCCGACCCAUGUAAGUGGAAUGGUAUAAGUUGUGAUUCUAGCAGCAAUCGGGUCACGAGGAUACAGUUGCGAAACUCAGGAAUAUCGGGAACUUUAUCCUCUUCGAUUGGUAACCUUACUAGUCUUGAAGUCCUCGAGCUAAUGGGCAAUGCAAUAUCCGGACCAUUGCCUAGCCUUAAGGGGUUGAGCUCGCUCCAAACCUUGAAUCUUCAUGACAACAAAUUUAGCUCUAUCCCGGAUGAUUUCUUUGACGGGUUGACCUCUCUCCAACAAGUUUAUCUCGACAACAACCCGUUUAGCACUUGGUCUAUACCGGAGGGGCUGAAGGAUGCUUCUUCUCUAAAGAACUUUUCUGCUAAUUCGGCUAAUGUUGGUGGUAAGUUACCGGACAUUUUCAGUCCUGACAAUUUCCCUGGUAUGACCCAUUUGCAUCUGUCAUUCAAUAACCUGAGUGGUGGUUUGCCACCAAGCUUUUCGGGUCUUGGGCUUCAAUCUCUCUGGUUAAACGGGCAACAGGAUUCUAGUGGUAGUCGAAGCUUAAAUGGGACAAUCGAGGUUUUACAAAAUAUGACUCAGCUGGUGCAAAUAUGGUUGAAUAUGAAUGAUUUAACAGGCCCUAUACCAGAUUUGUCCAAAUUGACUAGUUUAGUGGAUCUUAAUUUGAGAGACAAUAGCCUAACCGGUCCGGUCCCUGUUUCUCUAACAACCUUGUCUAUGCUUAAGACCGUCAAUUUGACUAAUAAUAAUCUUCAAGGACCUACUCCUAAGUUUCCCGAUUCAGUAGCUGUCGAUAUGUUACCUAAUCUUAACAGCUUUUGUUUGCCAAAUCCUGGUGUGGACUGUGAUAGCCGUGUUAAUACUCUGAUAUCGGUAAUGGAACCAUUUGGCUACCCUUUACAAAUUGCCCGAGAGUGGAAAGGCAAUGAUCCAUGUUCAAGUUGGUUGGGGAUAACUUGUUCUAACAAGAACAUUACAACUAUAAAUCUGCAGAGUCGGGGUCUUAGUGGUACCCUUUCGCCCAAGUUCGCUGCUCUUACAUCUGUUCAGACGUUGAUACUGUCGCAUAACAAAAUCACGGGUUCCAUACCCGAAGAACUCACGAAAAUGCCUAACCUUAAGACACUUGAUGUUUCUUUUAAUAACCUAUAUGGCAACGUCCCGGAUUUCUCGCACACUAGAGUAAAUGCUAAUGGGAAUGUUGAUAUUGGCAAAGACCGUCCUAGCACAUCCAGAGGUGGCCGUUCAGGUGCACCUGGUGCACCUGGAACGACCAAUGGAAAAGGUUCUAAAGUCGGGGUAGUUGUUGGAUCAGUUCUCGGUAGUGUGUUUUUGGUUUCUGUUGCUGGUGGAUUGCUAUUUUGUUUCUUGAGAAGGAAGAGGCUUUACGGGAGUGUACAGCAGCCGAAUACGAUUGUGAUCCAUCCUAGUCAUUCUGGCUCGGACAAUGGUGUCAAAAUAACAGUUGCUGGUCCUGGGUUGAAUAGCAAGGCGAUGAGCGGAGACCAAAGUCAAGGGAGUAGUGGCACGAGUGAUGUUCAUAUAGUUGAGGCUAAUAGCAUGGUAAUUUCGAUUCAAGUGUUGAAGAACGUAACCAACAACUUCAGUGACGAUAAGGUUCUUGGGAGAGGGGGUUUUGGAACAGUCUAUAAAGGCGAGUUACCUGAUGGAACCGAUAUUGCAGUCAAGAGGAUGAACUCCGGAGUGUUGGGUGACAAAGGUUUGGCAGAAUUUAAGUCCGAGAUUUCUGUUCUUACUAAAGUUCGCCAUCGACAUUUGGUUGGACUUCUGGGGUUCUGUUUGGAUGGUAACGAAAAGCUUCUUGUCUACGAGUAUUUGCCGCAAGGCGCUUUGAGUAGGUAUCUUUUCAAUUGGAAGGAAGAAGAAUUGAAACCCCUUGGAUGGAAACAAAGGUUAACAAUUGCAUUAGAUGUGGCCCGAGGAGUAGAAUAUUUACAUGGUUUGGCACAUCAAAGUUUCAUUCAUAGAGAUCUUAAGCCGUCUAAUAUUCUUUUGGGAGAUGAUAUGCGUGCAAAAGUUGCCGAUUUUGGACUCGUUCGUCUUGCACCCGAUGGUGGAAAAACCUCGAUAGAAACCAGGCUUGCCGGGACUUUUGGUUAUUUGGCUCCUGAAUAUGCAGUGAUGGGCCGUAUAACAACCAAAGUCGAUGUAUUCAGUUUUGGGGUGAUAUUAAUGGAGAUCAUCACAGGCAGAAAAGCUCUUGACGAGACCCAACCAGAAGACAGUGUUCACCUGGUUAGCUGGUUCCGAAGAGUGUCUAUGAACAAAGACUCUUUUCGAAAGGCAAUUGAUCCGACCAUUGACCUUGACGAAGAAACUCUUGCUAGUGUCAGCACGGUUACUCAACUUGCUGGUCACUGUUGUGCUCGAGAGCCCAACCAGAGGCCCGAAAUGGGUCAUGUAGUGAACGUCCUAUCCUCCCUUGUCGAUGUAUGGAAGCCUUCAGAAGAUGAUUCCGAAGACUUGUUUGGACUUGACUAUGAUAUGACCUUACCACAAGCUCUUAAGAAGUGGCAGGCUCUCGGCGAUAGCAAUAUCGACAGUUCUUCAUCAUCUUUCCUUGGAAGUGGGGACAACACACAAACGAGCAUUCCUACUAGGCCCUCAGGGUUCGCUGAAUCGUUUACUUCAACAGACGGAAGGUAAAAUAGUCGAUACUCGAACUAGAUUUCGUUAUGGGUUAUCAAUCCCUAAAGCGCUGUUCUUGGAGAUAUGUGUUUCUUUCGAUCAGCCUUGUUUAUUCGCUCCUAUGAAUCGACUCGACUUGUUUCUUUCUUGUGUCCUUCCUUGCUUUGCUUCCUCUUCGCCUAUGUACACGCUCGUCUCCAAGAUCAUGCGAGUGGCAUGUCUGCCGGUGACUAGUUAAUGUUGGUCGGAUUAUUGUCGAUUGAGCUGUUUAAAUACUCUCUUAGAAACCUCACUACAAGAUGCAGGGGGUGUGAAACUCAGUUCUUCAAAUUUCAGCAUGUAUAGAAUUUGUUGAUAUUGGUUUUUGUUUGCAUAAUUCAAGUCAUGAGUGUUGUUUAGUUUACAUGGUGGACAAACAUUUUUAAUUUGCAUUGCGACAUGAAGCUUCUAACUUUUCUAUUUGGUAAACAAAAAGUUAAGGUUCUUGUUAAAUUUAUGUUAUUAUCUAUCAUAUUGAACUUUUUCUAUAAAAAUAAA
This is a messenger RNA of Amaranthus tricolor (Joseph's coat), 3679 nucleotides long. Its product is annotated as receptor protein kinase TMK1-like. The record is from RefSeq and is a predicted model, not a curated record. The transcript is spliced from 3 exons. Gene Ontology annotation, molecular function: protein binding; ATP binding; protein kinase activity. Gene Ontology annotation, biological process: protein phosphorylation. Lineage: Eukaryota; Viridiplantae; Streptophyta; Magnoliopsida; Caryophyllales; Amaranthaceae. Bases 320 to 3160 code for a protein of 946 amino acids.